Messenger RNA from Parasteatoda tepidariorum (common house spider), 969 nucleotides. RefSeq names its product cilia- and flagella-associated protein 20 (gene Bug22). NCBI's taxonomy places the organism in Eukaryota, Metazoa, Arthropoda, Arachnida, Araneae, Theridiidae. The record is from RefSeq and is a predicted model, not a curated record.
ACGUUUAUAGCUUAUGGCAGCAUGGUUUAUGUCUGAAACUCAACCAAACUUUUUAAUCUUUUUGAUAUUAAUGAACUCGCACAGUAUCAAAAGCAUUCAAACUUAUUGAUAUCUAGUUUGAAACUGAGAAAACUGAGUUGAAACGAACGAAAUUUUAUAAAUGCUGGCAUUCAUAAAUACAACACUGAGAACCGAAUAAACAAAUCAUAAAGAAUAUUUGUAUAUUUGCGUUAGAUCGAAUUUAAAAAUUAUGUUAAAGAUUUUAGAAUCAUUGCUAGAAUUUAGUUAACUAUGUUUAAAAAUACAUUUCAAAGUGGAUUUUUAUCCAUUUUGUACAGUGUAGGAAGUAAGCCGUUACAAAUUUGGGAUAAAAAGGUACGAAAUGGACAUAUUAAAAGGAUUACUGAUAAUGAUAUCCAAUCAUUGGUAUUAGAAAUUGUUGGCAACAAUGUUAGUACAGCUUUUAUAACCUGCCCAGCUGAUCCUCGUAAAACAUUAGGAAUCAAGCUACCUUUUUUGGUACUUAUUGUCAAGAAUUUGAAGAAGUAUUUCACUUUCGAAGUCCAGAUAGUCGAUGACAAAAAUGUUAGGAGGCGUUUCCGAGCGAGCAACUAUCAAAGUACCACACGAGUGAAGCCCUUUAUAUGCACGAUGCCUUUGAGAUUGGAUGAUGGUUGGAAUCAAAUCCAGUUUAAUUUAGCUGACUUUACGAGAAGAGCAUAUGGUACAAAUUAUGUGGAAACACUUAGAGUUCAGAUACAUGCUAAUUGCAGAGUACGCCGAGUAUAUUUCUCAGAUAGGUUGUAUUCUGAAGAUGAAUUGCCAGCUGAAUUCAAGCUGUAUAUUCCUGCUCACACUAAAGUCAAGGCCUCUGCAUAAUCACACGACUCACCGUUUUUAGUGAUAAUAUUUUGUACUUGUGAUUUUCUUGUUAAUCUAUAUUUGUCAAUAAAUGUUUUAUCUAAAUCA